AUGUUAUACAUCUCGAGAAAGGUUGAUAAUGCAGCAAAUUAUGUGAAAGACCAGGGUAUAAACAGCCCCCAAGAUGAGAGCAUUCAAUUCAGGACUGUCCUCCACUGCGCACCGCUGGAAACGCAGGGCUACGUCAGCAACGAGGCCACGCCCUCCAACAACUACACAAACUAUCACUAUGGUCCCCUCAUGGAUGGGUCCACGGAUGGGUCCGGUCUAGAAUACCAGAACGCAACCAUCACAGUGGAGAGUGCAUAUUCCCAAUAUGCCAAGCAAGAAGAGAACCCUUGGAGAUUCCCGCGCAACUUGCUUCUCGGGGCUCUGGAAUCACACAAAUACUUCAGCAGCGGGUUAAUAGGAGAGCUGCCAGACGACCAGUGGCAAAUCGAUGUCUCCCACUGGUUCGCAAUAUAUCUGGCUUCUAUACAGGCCGAAGUCGUCAAUACUGCGAUGGGACCGACCGAUCCUACUCUCAGCCAGUAUACUAUUCGUCCACCAAACAAACAUAUUCAAGGAUUAUGCCAGAGCCAGAAAAUACUCAGCACUGAGUAUAUAUCUUUUAGCUUGUUCGGGCUAUACUUUGCCUACAUCUCAGGCAUCCUUAUCUUUACAAUAUCUUAUUUGCUGGAACCAAUCUUUUCCUGUCUCUAUCACCGACGCAAGUACGGAGAAUACACCUACCUUGAAUGGGCAGCUACAGAGACGCUCCAACUUCAGCGUGCAAGCUACCAAGGCAUAGGAUCCGGGACAUGGUUCGGCCACACAAAGGCCAUUCCCAUGACCAGAAGGGGCGAGACGCUGGGGAACCUGCCAAUGUCUUAUUCCGAGCCGAGAAGUGGCCCUGCUAGCAUCGCAGGCUCUUCCAAGUCGUUGUACGGGUAA
Diaporthe citri is the source of this 882-nucleotide messenger RNA. RefSeq lists its product as uncharacterized. The coding region runs from base 1 to 882 and encodes 293 amino acids. The record is from RefSeq and is a predicted model, not a curated record. The transcript has 4 exons. NCBI's taxonomy places the organism in Eukaryota, Fungi, Ascomycota, Sordariomycetes, Diaporthales, Diaporthaceae.